AUGGAAACUCCAAGAGUUCUUCUCACUGGUGCUACCGGUUACAUAGGCGGAACCGUAUUGAACACCAUAUUGACAUCUUCACAUCCUUCUCUCAAAAACAUACAUAUCACAGUCCUCGUUCGCCGACAGGAUCAAGCCGAUACCCUCUCCAGCCUCGGCGUCACUCCCAUCAUUUUCAAAGACCUGGAUGACACUGAGUUGCUCACUGAAACAGCAUCAACACACGAUAUUGUCGUCCAUGCCGCAAACGGCUAUCACAUCCCCUCUGCAAAAGCCCUCCUCGCAGGUCUAGCUCGGCGCAAAGCAAAGACAGGAAAACCAGUGCACUACAUCCACAACUCUGGUACUUCCAACUUUGGUAACAGGCCUAUCUCUGGAAAAUAUCUGGAAGAGCCAAGGGUGUUCUCGGACAAAGAUGAUAUCUACGCUUAUGAGAAGUUCCGAGAGGGCAAGGAACAGUAUAAGCAACGAACCGGAGACGUGGUCGUUUUCGAAACAGGUGUUGAAAUAGGCGUGGAGACUUACAUCAUCUGCUCCCCUCUGAUCUACGGCCGCGGAACAGGUCUUUUCAACAAAUCGUCCAUCCAGAUUCCCAUCAUGAUCAGAGCCGCUCUUGAAAGGGGCGAAGCCAUCUACGCAGGCGACGGUCUAGGAGUCUGGGACCAUACGCAUGUCGAAGACAUCGCCAAUCUGUACACCCUCGUCGUGGCCAAGGUCCUCGGCCAAGAGAAGAUUCCUUCAGGAAAAGAAGGAUUUUACUUUGCUAAUCACGGGACUCAGAGCUGGUUAGAUAUAGCAAAGGGUAUCGCAAAAGUCGGCCACCAACGAGGCAAACUCGCUGCUGAACCGAAUAGUGUUUCUCUGUCUGAGGCGAGCCGGGCGUUUUUCGAUGGUGAUGAAGAUAUGACAGAGCCAGCUGUUUGUUCUCAUUCCCAAACCAGAGGAGACAGGAGCCGGGAGUUGGGGUGGAAGCCAUUGAAGGAUGAUUCGCGAUGGGAAGAAACUAUUUCUGAAGAGUUUGAGGUGACUCUGAAAGCUACGGCUUGA
Molecule: messenger RNA, 1047 nt
Organism: Fusarium pseudograminearum CS3096
Lineage: Eukaryota; Fungi; Ascomycota; Sordariomycetes; Hypocreales; Nectriaceae
Exons: 3
Coding region: 1-1047 (348 amino acids)
Source: RefSeq, a predicted model, not a curated record